AUGGAUUGUCGGGCUGCGCUGCUAUUCCUGCUAGCCGUGUUCUUUAUGUCGAUAUUUGCGUAUGCAGAUGGACGGACAAAAAAGGUUGUCAUACACGUGCCUUACAAAGUGAAGAAGAUAAAGCAUACACACACGGUGUAUAAGACGAUUCAUCAUCAUCACGCUCACCACGACCCGCAUUUUGACCACGCGAUAUCACCAUCCGAGGAGCACGAGCAUUUCCACCACAUGCACUUACAUGACGAACUACCGCCGCCACCACCCCUGGGGCAGCAUACUCAGCCUAUCCCGGGUAUUGGCAUCCCUGAGUUUCUACCCGAUGUUCCAUUGGAUCCGUUAGAUUUGCCUAAAAUUCCACGUGAACUGCCAUUGCAUUCGAAACGACACGGCAUCCCACUUUUUAGACAUUAG
This is a messenger RNA of Achroia grisella, 411 nucleotides long. Its product is annotated as forkhead box protein B2-like. The record is from RefSeq and is a predicted model, not a curated record. NCBI's taxonomy places the organism in Eukaryota, Metazoa, Arthropoda, Insecta, Lepidoptera, Pyralidae. Bases 1 to 411 code for a protein of 136 amino acids. The transcript has 3 exons.